CUCUGCUUGUUCACACAUGCACUCAGUCUCCUGCUACACACACACACACCCACAGUCUCCUCCGCUGGACACGCAGAUUGAAGAGUUUUAGCUUGGACAGCAGAGGAGUUUGGACUGAAGAGCGUCUGUGUGAUUGUGUGGCAGCAGCUGCAGCAUUGAUCCAUGAGAUAACCCAGCACCACUCGGGUCAUUUUGUUCCUCCAGCUUGCUGUGGGAGAUUUGGAGUAACUUUUUCUCACCUAAGGACCUGCUGCUGCUGCUCCUGACGCUGACGACACGCUCGACAGGAUGACAUGGCGCCCUCAGUACCGCAGCUCCAAAUUUCGCCAUGUGUUUGGGAAAGCUGCCACUAAGGAGAACUGCUACGAUGGCGUGCCGAUCACACGCAGCGUCCAGGACAACCACUUCUGCGCCGUCAACCCUCGCUUCAUCGCCAUCAUCACAGAGUGUGUCGGGGGCGGGGCCUUCCUGGUGCUGUCGGUCCACCAUACGGGUAAAUUGGAUCCCCACCACCCUCGAGUGUCGGGCCACAGGGGCUCCGUCCUGGACAUCAAAUGGAAUCCCUUCGAUGAUUACUGCAUCGCCUCCUGCUCAGAGGACGCCACGGUUAAAGUAUGGGAAAUCCCUCGUCAUGGCGUGCUGACGAACCUCACUAUGCCGUGGAAGGAGCUGCAGGGUCACAGCCGCAGAGUGGGCCUCAUCGAGUGGCAUCCGACGGCCAACAACAUCCUCUUCAGCACCGCCUAUGACUACCAGGUGAUGAUCUGGAACCUGGACUCUCCAGAGCAGGUGAUAAAGAACCCCGUCCGAACCAUCCAGCACCACACAGACGUCGUCCUGUCCAUGUCUUUCAAUACGGACGGGAGCCUCCUGGCCACCACCUGCAGGGACAGGAAGGUCCGGCUGAUGGAGGCGCGCUCAGGGAACGUGCUGCAGGAAGCAAAUUGUAAGUCGCAUAAAGCCAGUAAGGUGCUGAUUUUAGGGAACCUGAAGAUGCUCAUCACAUCUGGCACUUCUCGCUACAACGAUCGACAGAUAGCUCUGUGGGAUCAGGAAGACCUGUCUGUGCCUUUGUUGCAGGAGAACCUGGACGGUUCCUCAGGGGUGAUCUUCCCGUUCUACGACCCUGACACACACAUGCUCUACCUUGCUGGAAAGGGGGAUGGAAACAUCAGGUACUAUGAGAUCAGCUCAGAAAAACCCUACCUCCACUACCUGACGGAGUACCGUUCACACUCACCUCAGAAAGGAAUGGGAGUAAUGCCAAAGAGAGGCCUGGAUGUCACAUCAUGUGAGGUUUUCAGGUUCUACAAAGUGGUGAUAGUCAAGAGCCUCAUUGAGCCUAUUUCUAUGAUCGUACCCCGCAGGUCGGAGUCGUACCAAGAAGACAUCUAUCCAAUGACGGCAGGUAACAGACCAGCGCUGACUGCAGAAGAGUGGCUCAGCGGCAUCAGUAAAGGACCGGUUUUCAUGUCUCUGAAGCCUGGAAGUGAACUAAUGGAGCCUCCGUCAGAGCUGAAGGGGCUGACCAACUCCCUGGACACACGGCGCUCUCAGAGCAGACCCGGCAUGCUGCGCCUCUCCUACAUUCAGGACCAACUGGAAGCCAAAGAAGACGGCGAGCAGGCCAAGUCCGACAGGAGUUGGACGUCUGUGAGCAACGGGGACGACCAGGCGCAUGGUUCCCCGCUGACAGAGAGCGAGCUGCGUCUGAAGUGCCUCAGGCAGCAGGAGGAGAUCAGGCGGCUGACGGAGCUCCUGAACCAGAGGGAAGUUCGCGUCAAACAACUCGAGCUGGAGAUUAAGAACAUCAAGAACUCUCAGAGCUAACUUUAGGAGUUCCCAAACAUUCCUGAUGCGCUGAGCUGCACCCCCCCACCCCACCUUCCUGACGGGACACUCUGGUUUAAAGCUCAGAAUCCGAAUCACCUCCUUCCUUCUUUAAAACUUCACAGCUCUCCUGACACUCGGACCUCUUCGUUGUUUCGACCACCUCGACACUCGGUGCACGUUCUUUUUUUCGUGUAAAUAAACUUUUGAAGAUGCACCUUUUUACCUUUUGCCCCAUUUCUUUUGUACACGUCACAUCUAUGCAAGUUUACUGUUCAUAUGGAGUUUUUUUGUUUUUAUUCCUUCUGUAGUCCACAGAUAAAUGGAGGUCUGAGCUCCAACCAUCUGCCUGAGAGCUAACGUUGCUGAACUUCCUUUUUGUGCUUGUUGUUAUUGUAUUUAAACUGCUGUAAGUGGACACAGCCGUGGUGUUUGAGUCUUGAAUGUGAAAGAGCAACAUGAAUGACCCACCUUUGCUCUGCCUUUCCUUAAAGCUGCAGCUCUUUUUAUCCCAGAUUUUAUUUUAAAAACUGUCUCGAUCCCAAUUGAUUUCUUUUUUUUUUUUUUUCCAGGAAUGAUUGUGUGAGCUAAAUCUGUACCUGCUGCCAGUUUGAAUUUUUGAACUUGAUUUUUAUAUUUAUUUGAAGAUGCGAGCGGAGAAUACACCUUUUAACAAUUAAUUUAACCCCAGAAUUGAUUUUAGAAAAUAUACGAAGAGAAAAUCUAUAAAAAUAAAAAAA
Molecule: messenger RNA, 2570 nt
Organism: Cyprinodon tularosa
Lineage: Eukaryota; Metazoa; Chordata; Actinopteri; Cyprinodontiformes; Cyprinodontidae
Gene: coro2a
Product: coronin, actin binding protein, 2A
Exons: 12
Coding region: 289-1830 (513 amino acids)
Biological process (GO): actin filament organization
Molecular function (GO): actin filament binding
Source: RefSeq, a predicted model, not a curated record